AUGUUCAGAAGAUUAACUCAGUCCAUUUUAUCGGUGGUUCCGAGUCAAGGCUCAGAAGCGUUAAAUUCAGAACCGGGACUAAGAAGAUUGGUCAUGAAAGUGGCGCAGGCCCCGGGGUUCGUUGAAAUGUGUGCGAUAUUCGGGUACGACGCAGAAGAACAUAUUGUUCGUACUUCAGAUGGGUAUCUUCUAGGAAUUCAUCGCAUUGGAGGACCUAAAGGUUCGAAUUGGAGACAGCGGACAAAUGCUUGUAAAAACUGCUGGGGUGUAGAGGGUUUUGAAGAGUCGGUAGGAGCAGGAUCCCGUCGGUCUAGCACCAACACAACAGCAUCUUCACCCGACUCACCAGACCAAAAUAGCAAUGGAAAUGGAAAUAAUAGCUUCAAACGACCAGUGGUGUAUCUUCAUCAUGGUCUUAUGAUGAAUAGUGAAGUAUGGGUCUCUGUUACAGAUGCAUCUAAAUCGCUGCCAUUCGUGCUGGCUGAUAUGGGAUACGAUGUCUGGCUCGGAAACAAUCGAGGUAAUAAGUACUCUAAAAAACAUGUGUUUCGAAACCCUUCAGAUCGAGAGUUUUGGGACUUUUGUAUUGAUGAUUUUGCUUUAUAUGAUAUUCCCGAUACUGUGGAUUACAUUCUAAAUGUUGUUAAGCAAGACGAUUUGACGUAUAUCGGGUUCUCUCAAGGAAGUGCUCAAGGAUUUGCUUCAUUAUCAAUCAAUCCGACUUUAAACAGUAAAAUCAGGUUAUUUGUAGCACUUGCACCUGCUAUGGCACCUCCAGGACUAGGAAACAGAAUUGUAGACUCGCUGGUCAGAGCCUCUCCUUCUAUUAUCUACCUGUUCUUUGGACGACAAGCACUUCUCAAAAGCACUACAUUCUGGCAAUCUAUUAUGUUUCCACCGUUGUUUGUCCGCACUAUUGACGCAGCACUGCGACUUCUGUUUAAUUGGCAAGCCAAAAACAUCACCUACGCCCAGAAACUAGCUGCUUAUUCGCAUUUGUAUUCAUAUACCAGUGUCAAAAGUGUAGUACACUGGUUUCAGAUUAUUCGUAGUGCACGAUUUCACAUGUACGACGAUGAGAUAUAUAAUCCUCUCGUCGAAACAUACCAUGAGAACAGUUUCUACCGAGUGGCCCCGUUUCCGACUCAGAAUAUCGUCGCUCCAAUUGUGCUCAUUUAUGGCAAAUCCGACUCUCUUGUAUCCAUCAACGCCAUGCUAGCAGAGUUGCCAACUGCCACUGCUCAUGUUGGAAUCAGUCACUACGAGCAUCUGGAUCUGAUAUGGGCCGAUUCCGUCGACACUCUUGUGUUCCCUUACAUUUUCUCGGCCUUACGACGAACCGGCACCGCAACUCUGGCAUUACCAGCAUCGCCAUAUCCGCAAUCGAAACAGCUCCAACGACGGAAGAGCCAGGACUUGAGACACAAAAGUAAACCAUUACCGAUAUCGCACCACACCCAUCGCCAUCAAAGCCAGUCUGGCUCAAUCCGACAGAUGAGCAACUCCACCUCGUACCUACCACCACUGACCUCACCCACCCGCCAGAAAUCGCCGCCGGUCGGCGUCUUCUUCAAACCGUCGACCUCACCCACCUCGGCAGCCUCACUUCGUCCCUCACAAACAGCCCUCUCCGACUCCGAAAGCGACAUCGUCGAAAAGCUCUCCGAGGAGUUGUACACUAAUAUCUAA
This is a messenger RNA of Sugiyamaella lignohabitans, 1689 nucleotides long. RefSeq names its product Tgl1p (gene TGL1). The record is from RefSeq and is a predicted model, not a curated record. Bases 1 to 1689 code for a protein of 562 amino acids. The transcript has a single exon. Lineage: Eukaryota; Fungi; Ascomycota; Dipodascomycetes; Dipodascales; Trichomonascaceae.